AUGGCACGACUGUAUAUAGCAAAGCCAAACGACGCUAGGAAAACAGCAAGGAAAAGUCCUGAAGACAAAGAUAAGGAAGAUGUGAAAGAAAAGACGGCCAGAUCUAGGGGUGUAGCUAUAGGCAAAGACAUGAAAAAUGAACCGCCAUCCACAAAUACCCAUGAUCCAGCAGAAGGACACAGAAAGGAAGAAAACACCAAGCAGACCAUCACAGCAGAAAAGCACAAGAAUGACCAGGGGACACUAAUCUCCCAAUUUACUGACCUCUCAUUGACCUUCAAAAAGAGAGAGAAGGGGAGAAAAGCGCAACAACCAGGGGCUUCCAGUCAAGUGUGCCGCCUAGCCCAAUCCACAGAGGAAAAUGAGGAGGAAAUAUCACAGACUGAUGCUGAAAACGGGAUUGAUGAUGAAAAGGAAGUGGUUAGGAGGUUUACUCAAUUACAGCUACAAGGUGGUUCAGAUGAAGAGAGGGAGAAAGAGCCUGGGAGAAGUACGCCAGAUAAAGCAGAUAUUGCGAUACAGCAGGAUAGAAAGAAAAGGCCAACUCAUAUCCUGGAACCAUCCAGGAAGGAAUCUAGUGACAGCGAGGACCAACAAGAGGACAGAAUUGCUGGCCAAAGUGACAAUGAUGAGUCUGAUGGAUUUGACUCAUUAGAUGAUUUCAUUGUUUCUGAUAAUGAAUCUCUGAGCCUCUAUGAAGGGACAGAGUCUGAAGGAGAUGAUGAUUAUGAUAGUGGAGAGGAGAAUAUUAUCUCUGACAAGAAGCAUCCAACUUCAGACACAGAGCCAGAGCAAGAGCAAGAGCAAGAGCCAGAGCCAGAACCAGAGCAUCGCCCACGCAGGAGGCUGAUCAGGGGUAGAAGAGGACUACGCCCUUCAAUUCCACAGCAUACUUUGGAUGAUGAAAAUUGUGAGGCUAAUAUAGCUGGAAGCCCUCUUAGCUUCACCGCAAAACCAUUGUUUUCAACAGGUGUGGGGAGCAACACAGGUUGUAUUACAGACCAAGAGCAGACAGGACAAAAUGCAGAUAUCAAAACAAACCUCCUCUCAGACUCUAAACCUUUACUCCCUCCUCCUACGUCCUCUAAAACUUCAAAAAGCCACACACAGCAAGAUAAAAUGAAGCCAAACCUCACUCCUACCAAGAAAACAAUGAGUAGAGCCAUAGAUUUCACUCAAGGGACAUCCCAGCCUUCUCCAGAGUCUCCUCAGGAAAGGAACUCGCAGAUGGAUUUUGUAACCCCCCCAACAUCACCCUCAAAACCAUGCCUUAAAUCACCUUCAAAGUCUCAGAAGAAUCGUAUACCCCCAUCCCCACACAGGCCCAGCAUUGAUACGUUUUGGAGCCAAGAGGCUGUUAACCAGUGGAAUGAUAAAUUUUCCCCUCGAAAGAUGCAAACCCCUAAUUUUCAUCGGCGACACUUUGAUAUUUUCUCGGACACAGAAGACGACGAAGAAGAUGAAGAGCUGCAAAGUCCCGAUAACCAAGACGACGAUUACGGAACUGCAGAUGUCUCUAUUCCAGGGCACCUAGGCACUCCCGACCCCGAAUCCGCUUCGGAUAAGCUGCCCCUAUUUACUUCCCCCAUCAAGAACAAUUCCAGUCCCGGAAAGAAACAAAUCAAAGCUUCGACGUCAACGAAAAAGGCAUUGGCUGCCAAAAAGCGCGAGUUCGACGAACAGAAACAUGCACUUGCUAUAAAUUUUUUCAAUGAGUUGGAUAACAUAGUGACGGGUGGUAAAAUCUUGAAGCUCACCAAAUCUGCCGGUGGUGUGAAUAUUGUCUGGAAUAAUAAACUGGCCACCACAGCUGGCAGGGCAACCUGGAAAAAAGAACUUAUCACAAAGACUAGACAGUCGACGGAACAACAAGUCCUCGACUCUUCUUCUGCUAAUCUUUGUUCUCCAAACACGUCCUCAUCACACGCUUCUUCGAUGGUAUCACCGCCAAACACGAACUCCUUGAUCAGAACAAAAAGCUCGCCUUCUGAAAAGCGCUCUACAUCCAGCCGCACGAUCAAACACAAUGCCACCAUCGAGCUAGCAGAGAAAGUAAUCGACUCGGAAGAUCGAUUACUCAACACACUGGCGCACGAAUACUGCCACCUGGCCAACUUCAUGAUAUCAGGCGUUCUCAACCAGCCGCAUGGUGCGAGCUUCAAACAGUGGGCCAAGGAGUGCAAGACUGCCCUGGACUCCAAUCCAAAGUACUCCUGCAGAGUCGAGAUUAACACCAAGCACUCAUACCUGAUCAAUUAUAAGUAUAUGUGGUGCUGUGAAACCUGCGGGCAAGAGUAUGGUCGACACUCAAGGAGCAUCGAUCCAGCUAAGGUUCGUUGUGGGAAGUGCUAUGAUGGGGUCUUGUUGCAGGUUAAACCGAAGCCGAGGGGGAAGGGAAAGAAUAAGGAGACGUAG
Arthroderma uncinatum is the source of this 2415-nucleotide messenger RNA. RefSeq names its product HMG box-containing protein. The coding region runs from base 1 to 2415 and encodes 804 amino acids. NCBI's taxonomy places the organism in Eukaryota, Fungi, Ascomycota, Eurotiomycetes, Onygenales, Arthrodermataceae. The record is from RefSeq and is a predicted model, not a curated record. Gene Ontology annotation, cellular component: nucleus. The transcript has 2 exons.